This is a messenger RNA of Eucalyptus grandis, 384 nucleotides long. RefSeq names its product pathogenesis-related protein STH-2-like. The transcript is spliced from 2 exons. The record is from RefSeq and is a predicted model, not a curated record. Gene Ontology annotation, molecular function: protein phosphatase inhibitor activity; signaling receptor activity; abscisic acid binding. NCBI's taxonomy places the organism in Eukaryota, Viridiplantae, Streptophyta, Magnoliopsida, Myrtales, Myrtaceae. Gene Ontology annotation, cellular component: cytoplasm; nucleus. The coding region runs from base 1 to 384 and encodes 127 amino acids. Gene Ontology annotation, biological process: defense response; abscisic acid-activated signaling pathway.
AUGGGUGUGGUCACUUUUGCGCAAGAGCUAGAAUCGCCAGUUGCUCCGGACCGACUCUUCAAAGCUUUGAUGCUCGAUUCACACGUGCUGUUCCCUAAGCUCAUGCCUCAGUACAUCAAGAGAAUUGACCUGAUUCAAGGUGAUGGAGCGUUGGCAGUGUCAAGCAAACCGACUUCUCUCAGAUAUGCGAAGCAUCGGAUCGAUGAGCUGGACGCGGACCUUCCGUUGCAAGUAUACUUUGAUCAGAAAGGGGACAUACUCAGUGACGACCUGAAGUCUGUGGUGUAUGAGAUGGAGUUUGUCGAUGAUGGCAAUGGUGGGUCCAUCUGUAGGAUGUCGAGCUACUAUUGUUCAGACCGAGACAUCAAGUUCAGAGAUGGAUAG